This is a messenger RNA of Caenorhabditis remanei, 1533 nucleotides long. RefSeq lists its product as uncharacterized. The transcript has 7 exons. The record is from RefSeq and is a predicted model, not a curated record. NCBI's taxonomy places the organism in Eukaryota, Metazoa, Nematoda, Chromadorea, Rhabditida, Rhabditidae. Bases 1 to 1533 code for a protein of 510 amino acids.
AUGAGAUCAAACACAGUGACGAAAAGAAAGUAUUUUCUCAUUACUAUUAUUCUUACCUUCAUAGUUUUAUUGUACAUUGUAAGAACUCCGAGCAAUCAAUUGAGAGAAAUAUUCGGUCGAAGUGGGAAAAAUGUGUCACCUAGAAAUGAUGAUAACCAUGGAUAUAUCACUGAAGAAGGUAUCAUAAUUGAUCCAACGAGACGAUUGGAUAGAGUUCUUCCUGUUUCUCACGUGUUCAUAACCUCAGCUUACUACUAUCCAACAUCCAAAUCAUUGGGUCCAAAUGCAAUCGCUCUCAAUAUGGUAGUAGAUUCGGUUAAUUUCAAUGUAGAGAACGCAACUUACAAUGUAGUUGGAAGUAAUGGAACACAUCAAGAGUUUUCAGUAGCUACCUCGAAAGUCGAAGGCGUUCCAAGUUGUCGAUAUACAACUGCCAUGGCCAAAACAAGUACUGUAGCUAAUCUGAAGAAGUUGGAGAUGGAAUCAAAUGGAGUCAAAGUAGAGAUUCCAUUCAAACUAGCACGUUACUCUGCUCCAAAACCAGUCAUAAUCUGUAUCUCUCCACAAUUCGGUGGACAUCUCCACAUGUAUAUAACCUCAAUGAUUGAAUCUUAUUUUGAAUUAAUGAAAGUAUACGAACGACUAGGAUAUCUCACUCUAGAUUACUGGUUGCGUAUGAAAUUCACCACUGUGGAGACUCCAUACUUCGAACCAAAUGGGAAUAUUGAGUGGAGAAAUCAGGCUGGAGCAGAGACAGAUUGUCUUCUUCAAUACAAAGAAGCAGCUGAAUAUAUUGCAUUUUUUGAUAUGGAUGAUAUACUUUUCCCCGCGAGUUAUCCGACAUAUCUGGAAGAAUUCAAUGCCGAAUGGGCACUACAACCAAAUGCAACUUCUCUGUUGUAUGGAAGACGAGAACAUGAGUUCAUAAAAGCAAGAUCAAUGUUUGAAUUCAGUUUCGUAGAACUAGUCGACAGUCUCCGAUCUUCCCCAACAGUAAAACGUGGAAAAGUAGUCGUGAAACCAGAAACCUAUAACCACACGUGGAUUCAUUACAGCUGGCAUGAAGAUCCGACUACUAGACAUAAUGUCUCGUUCCCUCAUCUAGUUCAUGUUCAACGACCACUUCAGAAAAACGGAGAAAAUAAUAUCACCCAGUUAUGGAAAAUGGAAUUUGGACCUUUGAAUGAAACAAUCCGAUUGGAAGAUGUAAAAGCAAUUGAACAAGAUUAUUGGGGAAUUCGAAACAUCACAAGAGUAUUUGAGUUGGCCAAGAGACUUCCGAACGAGGAUUACUAUCUUCCUAUCGUCUUCCAGUGCUAUUAUGACUCUUUUUAUGGCUUCAUUUUUGACGGAAAAAGAAGAAUUGGACCAAUGCAGUGCCCGAAUGCAGAUUUAUGUGAACUACCUCAAAGAGACGAAUAUCGAUGUGUACAUUCAGAUGCUGAAUACUUCUCCGGACCUCCCAUGGAACCGUUCACUUUUCAUUUCUCGAGUAAUUCAUUCUGGUCUAAAGACAUCGGGUGUUUUCAAUAG